This is a messenger RNA of Scomber japonicus (chub mackerel), 2811 nucleotides long. RefSeq names its product phosphoinositide 3-kinase regulatory subunit 5-like. The transcript has 18 exons. Lineage: Eukaryota; Metazoa; Chordata; Actinopteri; Scombriformes; Scombridae. Gene Ontology annotation, cellular component: phosphatidylinositol 3-kinase complex, class IB. Gene Ontology annotation, molecular function: 1-phosphatidylinositol-3-kinase regulator activity. Gene Ontology annotation, biological process: positive regulation of MAP kinase activity; G protein-coupled receptor signaling pathway. The record is from RefSeq and is a predicted model, not a curated record. The coding region runs from base 76 to 2667 and encodes 863 amino acids.
GGCGUGCUUCAGCUGUAGUUGAUUAAGGAUGAUCUAGGUCACUGAUACGUGCAGCUAUAGAAGACAAGCCAUAAGAUGGAGCAGAGCUCAUGCACAGAGGAUCGUAUUGAGCAUGUUCUUGAACGCUGCCUGUGUGACCUCGGUCUCAACACGCCUGACAAACAACUCUGGAAUGCCGGACUGUGUAUAAACCGCUGGUGUUUGGAGGAACUGGUGAAGAGAGAUCCUCACAACUUCCCCAUACUACUGCAGAAAAUUCUGAGGAAAACAAAAGAGGUGCUAGAGCAGUGUCGAUAUGAACAGGUGGUGCCUCUGACUCUCCUGUUCUCUUCAACUCUCCUAAAAGCUCCUUACGUGGCUCCAGAUUGCAAUGUGCUGCAGGAGGCCUACCUGCUGUUUCAUAGUUUCCUGUCCUGGCCUGACCCAUGCUGCUCUGCUAGUAAACGCCUGCUGAAUAUCAUCUACCAGGAGCUCAGAGCACCAGGUAUUUCUUUUCAAAGACUGGUGAGAACUGAGCAGGGGGUUUCCCCUGAGAUCCCCUGCUCUAAAACCAUGACGGUUCUUUUAUUGAGCCCAGAUGAGGACAUACCCCAAGAAGUCCAGUCAGUCUCCGAGCAGCUGAGUAGCACCAAACAGUCCGACAGAGACGUCACUAUCACCCUCAUCCUGCAGGGCUUUCAAUCUGCACUGGGCACCAAAUAUGACCUGAAUGAGCUCCGUGUUGCCCUGCAGGCAAAGAAGUCCGAAGAGCUGGAGCAGCUCCUGGAGGUAAUGGCUGACAGUAUGGAGAAGGCAGCCUCCACAGCAGAUCUCAGCACAGCUAAACAAGGUCUACAACGAAGCAUGGAGAGGCUCAGAGAAAGCCUCACCGUUCCUGCUUCUGCUGACAGCCGCUCAUACACUGGAGCUGUUGAGACUUUCAUGCUGCCCUUCCCCAAAUGUCACACAUGCUCCUGGGAAAAUGAUAACUUUGAUAUUCUGAAUGACAUCCUCACAAGAGAGUACGACCUCGAUUCAUCUUCAGACUGUUUCCUCAAUACAACAAUGGAAGAGGAUGAUGAUAAUAAUAAUAUUGACACCAGUGUGGACGAGGAAGACGAGGUGGAGGGAAACAAAACAGAUCUCGACAUUAAAAACCACCGCAUCUCCACCACAUCCUCCUCUUCAAGGGACAGCUGGACUAUGGCCUCUACGCCGUCUGGCUCAUCAGGUGUAGAGAGCGACUUCAGCGAGGACACGGGACAUGAGGACACUACUGAACAACAAGAUAGCCAACCAAAGCUCAGAAAGAAACCUAAAAAGAAGUCCAGGUCCCUCUUAGGGGUUGAGCGCAUCUCCAUGCUUUUCAAGGCUCCCCGCAGUCCUAGUCUUUGCCGCCGUGCGCAGAGCAUGGGCUUCCAUGGUGACUUGCACAAAGAAAUUCAUAGAACUGGUUCACACCACAAAUCUGCCAAGUCCCCGUUCAAGCAGAUUUGGCCUAUGCAGGCACCCAGUGCAUCUACUUUAGAUCCUCUCUCCCCCAAGAAGCACAUGUGCAUCCGCAGGAGGCCAAUUCUGAGCUGCGAUGAGGGCGAUGUGGCAGACGUAGUUACCCUGGUGCGGGUGGUUGUGUUUGGAGGUGAUAAGGAGGCUGGUAGGUUGGCCAGAGCAUACAGAGACCUGCAGCAGAAAGAGAGCAAACGUCCCCGGCUCACAAAAACCUGCAGACUGCAGUUUUACUUUGUUCCCACAAAAAGGAGAACUACAGGAAGCCCGACAGGAGGAAACACACCAACUGAGGGGCAGACAGGAAGUUCAACUAAAGCUGUGGAGUCUAAUGACAGCGUACAGGAGGACAGUACAGUUGAUAUAGCCAGGAUGUUGGGCAUGAUGGAUCCUUGGUAUGAGCGGAAUGUCCUCAGUCUGAUCAGUCUGACCUCAGGCGUCCUUUGUCAGGCUAAGGAAGGUGAUGUCUCAGUGAGUAAUGGCAACAUGGAGCGUAUUCCCCUGCUGGCCGACAUGGUGCUUUAUUACUGCAGAAAUGCAGAUCAGCCUGUUCUGGUGCAGCUCUACCAGGCUGAGCUGACUCUGGCUGGAGGAGAGAAGAGAAAGGAAGUGUUUAUUCACUCUCUGGAGCUUGGGCACACCGCUGGAACCAGAGCUGUUAAGGCUAUGGGUGCUGCCAGCAAAAGGUUUGGGAUUGAUCGAGAACGAGAGGCUGUUCCUUUAACACUAAGUGUUGCCUACAACAAGGUGGCUGUUAGUGGGAGGAGCCAGUGGACACAAACAGAGAUGGUUUGCACAUCUAUCAAUCUUUAUAAAGCCUGCAGGAAACCUGAGCAGCUAGAUUCAAGAAUAGAAAGCCUGCAGCUGACGAUGACAGAAGUUCUGAAGAGGCAGUCUAAAAAGAGCUACAACCAGCACAUCUUGACGUCAGAGGUGAAGGUGGACAAGGUGCAGGUGAAUGGCAGAGGUGACGGAACAACUUUUUCUGUGUGUCUGGAUCAGGAUGAAAAGAAGUUCAUCCAAAGUGUCACCAGGUGUGAAGUGUUUUUGUGCUGUAAACCAGGAAGCAGUUCAGACUGGAGGUCCUACAAGCCCUCGCCAGGCCAAGUCCAGCCUUUGCACCCAUCCUAUUGCUCCCUGCUCUGCCUUCCCAUCACAUCUUUCUCCGGCUCAUGUCCCUGACACACUUCAUACUGCACUUCAUCAAACCAUGGACGUUAUAUAUCAUUUACACAGGAUGGACACUUGAUAUGGUGCAGACAUAUACUGAAAAACAAAGCAGGGAGCAAAUUAUGAUAAGUGUGACAUUAUCUGAGUUCGGUUCGU